AUGGAAUCCUUUCCGCCAAUCAAGUGCAUCCCUAAGGGCGAGUCGAGCCCCGCGAAUCCGAGCAGUGCAUCGUUCCUCACACUGCCGGCCGAAAUCCGCAACCACGUAUACAAUCUUAUUUUCGAAAAGCAAGAGCCCAUCAUCAUAAUGGGGGCGUACUACCUGCCAGUCUUCUUGACAUGUCGAAAGGUCUACCACGAGGCGGCCUCUACCUUAUACACGAAUAAUUCGUUCGUGAUAACGAGGACAGACAUCGAGAAGUGCUGGUACGGCCACACCAGGGUUGAGCAGGCCAUUGUUGCCGGGAUAUGGAUGCAACAACUCCGAUCACAGAUCUUCAUGCUGCCUAGAAUCACUAUCGGCUUGGAUAAGAUCUGCACCCCUAGCUGUGAUACGACUCUUCUUCGCUUCGAUGAAUGGGAUUUUGAUUUGAGGACAGCCAUGGAUAUCUUUCCUUUGAUUAAGAUUCUGUGGACAAAUCCGGACCUUAAGAUUGACGUCUCCAUUGUUCACCCAAAGGGAGAGGCACACUGUAGAUACCACCAUUCUCGGUAUCAAGAGACUGACAUUCGGGUUGAUGCAUUAAUGGCCGUUUUGGAGGCCUUUCGGCGGGAUCGCUUGGACGUCAAGAAGUAUUGGCGGUCCAUUGACGAGAUUCUGGUUCACCGCGAUGGCUCCGGAGGUUCCGUGAUUUAUAAGAGCGCAAUACGGUACAAGAAGACCAGGGCCGUCAAGCGUAACUACACGGCUUAUGCUGCUGGAAACGGAGUGGCAUUGUCGUUUGAGCUAGCCGACAAGGGGCAAUUACUAACUCCCUAUCCUAUUCAGAAAGUCAUUUACGACAUGGUACUCUACGGUCCUCAUCGGGAAAACUGGGUGUGUUUCGACUUGGAUCAAAAGGUCUGUCACGGAGCAGAUCCGCGGCUCCUAGGUGUGUGCUCCACUCAUCGGCAUCUCUCAUACAGCUUCUGGACUGAGAAUUGGGUUAAAGUCAAAAUGACGACUCAACAGACCAGCACGAAUUUCGCAAAUUUCGAGGCACUAGAGAAAUGGUGGUGCGUUCAGCGUUCGAACAGGGAAGGUCGGAGAGGGACAGUUGCAAGGGGUGAGCUCAAGCUGGAGCUUCAAUUCGACGUCGCAGAAGGCUUGACGCUACGUCAGCUGCGUGUCGGUAUCAUCGAUCUUCUGAGGGUCACUGCUCACCUGGAUAGCCACACGCGAGGGUACUGCCGUGUGCAUCUUACGUUCUCUCUCACAAAGGCGGGGCAGGAGGGAGAAGCUAGCAGCGAACACGAUGUCGUUUGGAGAAUUCCGCACCCGAGUCCUCGUAGCCCUGAUAGCAUUCAAGCGAAAGCACCCAGGCCAAGUGAACGAACAAUGUCCAGCGGUCUGGAUGAAUGGGCUCGGCGAGGUGGUCGGUGUGCAUGCGCGAGGGCUGAGUGCGUCCGCGGUAUCAUGAUGCAAUACUCUCCUUACUCAAAGAACGAAUACAGAAUCAGGAAGGAGUAUAUCGUGGGAGGCCUCGAGGGACGCACCGAGCUCGAGGAGGAGGAGGAGGAGGACGACGACGACAACCAUAACGACAAGGUGAGGGAUUGGAGCCUCCAUCACGACUACUGGGAUGAUCCUGUCCCUGUUUCUCGGUACUAUGACGGUACGCUAAGCCUAUACAUCGCUUACCUGCGACGCGUGGUGGGUGCGUCUGCCUGCUCGGAUUAUUGGGCAAAGAAGUGCAAGUAACCUGGUGCACUGAUGGUAAGAGGCUUAAGGAGCUAAUUGAUGUCCAGACUUCGUGCUGCCAAAUGAAUAGUUGGGGUCUUUAGCCGACUGCUGCGACUCGGUUGGGAACGCAUUCCUCGAUAUUUGGACAUACGCAGGCUCUGAAUGUCUGACAAUGAGCACACAUAAGGAGCUUUGGGAGUUUGCUACAUAUGACCAUCAGUAUCGUCAUCUAAAUGACAAGAACGCAAUAGGAGAUAAAUACUUGUGAUCGCGGAAUAGUAGGGUGAUGGAUGGAACGAAUCAUGGCAGAAUAAGACUGCGCGGAGCCGAGCGGAAAUUAGGACACUCCAAGACUAUUAUGGACAAUGAGACUGCCAUUGCCCGAAUUUUGAUGCACAGGCGGA
Molecule: messenger RNA, 2126 nt
Organism: Trematosphaeria pertusa
Lineage: Eukaryota; Fungi; Ascomycota; Dothideomycetes; Pleosporales; Trematosphaeriaceae
Exons: 2
Coding region: 1-1740 (579 amino acids)
Source: RefSeq, a predicted model, not a curated record